AUGCAGCUGCUCUUUCUCCUGUCGGCCCUUUUUCUCCCUGCUGGGGCUGGAGCAGGGGAAAUCAUCGGAGGCCGAGAGGCCAGGCCCCACUCCCACCCCUAUAUGGCGUUUCUGCAGAUCCGGUCUCAGAACGGUGCUAGUACUUGUGGGGGAUUCCUGGUGCGAGAAGACUUUGUGCUGACAGCAGCUCACUGCUCGGGCAGCACCAUUAAUGUCAUCUUGGGGGCCCACAACAUCAAGAGGCCAGAAAGAACCCAGCAGCGAAUUCCUGCGCGCAGAGUCAUCCUUCACCCCAAUUAUAACCCGCAGACCCAGCUGAAUGACAUCAUGUUGCUGAAGCUGGGAAACAGAACACGGCAGAAUCGCUUCGUGAGACCCGUGGCUCUGCCUCGCUCCCAGACCAGGCUGCAGCCCGGCACCGUGUGCACCGCAGCCGGCUGGGGCCUGGUCAGUUUGAACCAGAGGACCAGCAUCCUCCAGGAUGUUCAACUGCGCAUUCAGAGAGACCAGGAGUGCCACAACCGCUUCAGACAGUACCGUAGCCUGCUGCAGAUUUGUGUGGGGAGCCCAGAGGAAAGGAAGUCUGUCUUCCUGGGGGACUCUGGGGGCCCCCUGGUCUGCAACAACGUGGCCCAGGGCAUCGUGUCCUAUGGAAAGCUGAAUGGGAUCCCUCCAGCGGUCUUCACCAAGAUUGGAAACUUCUUGCCUUGGAUAAGGUCAACAAUGAGACGCUUCAAACAGGAGGGGUAA
Messenger RNA from Echinops telfairi (small Madagascar hedgehog), 750 nucleotides. Its product is annotated as cathepsin G. The record is from RefSeq and is a predicted model, not a curated record. The coding region runs from base 1 to 750 and encodes 249 amino acids. Gene Ontology annotation, molecular function: serine-type endopeptidase activity. The transcript has 5 exons. Lineage: Eukaryota; Metazoa; Chordata; Mammalia; Afrosoricida; Tenrecidae. Gene Ontology annotation, cellular component: cytoplasm; intracellular membrane-bounded organelle. Gene Ontology annotation, biological process: proteolysis.